AUGCGGGUGGUGCUUGGGGCGAGGACUGGGCAGCACUCGAGGGCCGUGGGACGCUGGGCUUGUGAGCUGGCCGAGCUCCCGCACCCGCCGCCCGGCCCGCGCCACGCCAGCCUGCUUCAGGGCGUGGGCCGCUGGAUGCAGGCCGGCUCCUCAGGGGACACGGGCAUCAAGCGCGCAGGAGGUGCCCAGGACACAGGAGCCCCCCCGGCCGGGGCCCGGGCACAGGAGGAGCGUGCCGAGAGGCUGGUGGAGCUGCCCGCCUCCUUCGGGGAGAUGCUGGCCUUCUUCUGCGCCAACACCACCGUCCACGGUGCCACCCACCUGGCCUUGGGGGGCCAGAGCCGUCUCCAGACGGCGUCCUGGGUGCUGCUCCUGGGCGCCCUGGGGGGGCUCUGCUGGCAGGGGGGGCUCCUCCUGGAGCAGUACUGGCGCUACCCCGUCGGCACCGCCGUGUCCCUGCACUCGGGGCGCAGGCUCGUCCCCUCCGUCACGCUUUGCGACAUGAACCCACAGCGGCCGGCUCCCGCCCGUGGCUACCUGCAGAAGCUGGACGCGCUGGCGCGGGAGAACAUGGACGCGCUGUACGGGUUCAACCUCAGCGCGCCCGGGGACGCCCCCCUGCCUCACAUCCCUCGCCCCAACCUCCCCUCCCCGCUGGACCCCAGGAUCCGCCUGCAAAGGUUGAGCCACCCCGACAGCCCAGGCAAAGUGGGGUUCAGACUGUGUAACAGCACCGGGGGCGACUGCUUCUACCGCGCCCACGCUUCCGGCGUGACGGCGGCGCGCGAGUGGUACCGCCUGCACUACCUGAGCGUCCUGGCGCUGCUGCCCCCCGCCCGCCAGCGCGGCCGCGGCCCCCGCUUCGUCCUCUCCUGUCGCUACGACGGCCAGGACUGCCAGGCCCGGCACCUCCGGAAGGCCCAGCACCCCACCUACGGCAGCUGCUACACCUUCGACGGCAUCUGGGCCGCGCGGCGCCCCGGCAUCACCCACCGCCUCAGCCUGGUCCUCAGGGUGGAGCAGCAGCCCCACCUCCCGCUGCUGUCCCCUGCGGCGGACGUCCAGGUCCUGAUCCACCGACCUGACCACUCGCCCUUCCUGGGGGAGCCUGGCUUCAGCGUCAGGCCGGGCACCGCCACCACCGUGGGCGUACGAGAGGACGAGGUGCACCGCCUCGGGAGCCCCUACAGCCGUUGCGCCCACGACUCGGGGGGCGUGGACGUGCAGCUGCUGUUCGCCUCCUACACCAGGCAGGCCUGCCUGGUCUCCUGCUUCCAGCAGCUCAUGGUGGAGACCUGCUCCUGCGGCUACUACCUCUUCCCCCUGCCGGCGGGGGCCGAGUACUGCAGCUCCUCGCGGCACCCGGCCUGGGGCCACUGCUUCUACCGCCUGCACCGGGAGCUGGAGACCCACCGGCUGGCCUGCACCUGGCGCUGCCCCAGGCCCUGCCGGGAGUCUUCCUACCAGCUCUCCGCCGGGACCUCCAGGUGGCCUUCCUCCAAAUCCACCGACUGGGUGCUGGCUGUGCUGGGAGAGCGGCGCCCCAGCAGUCCCCGGAGCCGGGGUCCCAGGAGCAGAGCCUCCAAGGUGAGCAUCUUGUACGAGGAGCUCAACUACCGGACGGUGGACGAGGUGCCUGUUCUCUCGGUGCCACAGCUGCUGUCAGCCGUGGGCAGCCUCUGCGGCCUGUGGCUCGGCUCCUCCGUCCUAACUGUCCUGGAGCUGCUGGAGCUGCUGCUGGACGCUGUGGCCCUCACCCUGCUGCUGGGCUGCCGCCGGCUCCUCAGGGCUCAGGGCCCCCAGCCGGGAGUGGCCACUGCGGAGUCCCACCCCACGUCGCGGGCUGGCCAGGAACUCUGGCUCAAGCCUCAGCUGAAGACCUCGACCAAGCAGGACCCUCCCGAACCAGCCUGA
Messenger RNA from Talpa occidentalis (Iberian mole), 1914 nucleotides. It is a transcript of the gene SCNN1D, whose product is annotated as sodium channel epithelial 1 subunit delta. Gene Ontology annotation, biological process: sodium ion transmembrane transport. Gene Ontology annotation, molecular function: ligand-gated sodium channel activity. The record is from RefSeq and is a predicted model, not a curated record. NCBI's taxonomy places the organism in Eukaryota, Metazoa, Chordata, Mammalia, Eulipotyphla, Talpidae. Gene Ontology annotation, cellular component: membrane.